Messenger RNA from Haemonchus placei, 699 nucleotides. NCBI's taxonomy places the organism in Eukaryota, Metazoa, Nematoda, Chromadorea, Rhabditida, Trichostrongylidae. The record is from the annotation of a GenBank genome assembly.
AUGCAGACAAGCUUUCGAUUUAUUGUAAUAAGAAAAAUUCAAUCAUUGCAUCGAACUUGGCAACACGCUGACCAUUUUCCGCCUUUACAGCGUAGUUUCGUAGAGAUUGAGCCACCCGGUUGCAUUGAUGGAGACGGCAGAGGAAUUCCAGCAUAGCCUUCAGCAGGAGCAGACGGCGGUCUAGCGAUCGGUACAGGAUACGUCCCUGAUGGUGGAGCAGUGGGAUAGCUCGGGGGUACAAUAACAGGUGGUUUCGGCGGUAACGGAUAAGUGGGAGCCGGAGGGAUUGGGUAGACUGGAGGAAGUGGCGAAGGAGGUGGAGGAGGUGGCGGUGAAGGUGGCGGAGGAGGUGGCGGUGUUACGUAAGUAGGCGUUGGUGGUCGUACAUAAGAGGAAGGAAGAGGUGGUAUUAUAGAAGAUGGCCUUAUCGGGUACAACGGAGAUGAAGGAGUAGCAGGUUGUAUAACCGAAACUGGGGACACCGAAGGUGUCACUGAUGGAGGUCCCAUGGGUAGGACUGAAGACGGUUCCGGCAUUGAGGGUUUAAGGGGUGCAGGUGGUCCAACGGGUGAGACUAGUGGGGGAGAAAUCGGGGCAGGAGGUCCACGAGGUUCAACAACUGAUGGCACCGGUGGGGAAAUCGGGGCUGGGGGAAUGAUUUGUGGUUUCACGAGAGGUGAUGGGAAUCCAGGUAAAUAG